Messenger RNA from Racocetra fulgida, 217 nucleotides. The record is from the annotation of a GenBank genome assembly. NCBI's taxonomy places the organism in Eukaryota, Fungi, Glomeromycota, Glomeromycetes, Diversisporales, Gigasporaceae.
GAUGAUAACUUGGAAUAUACUGCUAGAUUUCUUGAAGACGAUUAUCAGAAAGGCCGCAUUUUAUUCUUAUCAAUGCUUAAAUUAGUUGAAACUCAAAACAUUGGUGAAAUUUGGCAAAUUAGAUUAUUCAGUAAUCCAACACCUUAUAGUGAACAAUAUAUUAUAGUUCUGGAUAAUGGGACUCAUUUAUGUUCUUGUAUGUCACUUAUUGCCAAAG